Molecule: messenger RNA, 1024 nt
Organism: Mya arenaria
Lineage: Eukaryota; Metazoa; Mollusca; Bivalvia; Myida; Myidae
Exons: 8
Coding region: 47-1024 (325 amino acids)
Source: RefSeq, a predicted model, not a curated record
UUUUAUCUUUUAUCUAUGGACAUCAUUUAAACUUCUUAUUUUUAAAAUGUCUUACAGCGUUAACUUUGCGAUAUUUUGGAUUUUAAUGCGCAUUUAUUCAUGUCAAGAUUGUACGCUGCCCGCGGAGACAUUUGGCACGUGGGAAAGCCCCUCUCUUGGGACAGUAACCAUAUCCGGUAGUACGCCAAGCUUGACGUUCACAAGGACAUUUACCGGGCAGACUGUCACAGUUAAUGAGAUGAAAUGCCAUGAGAUAAGCGGUUCCAAGUAUAUUUUAAUUUCUACAAUUGGUGUAGAUACGUUUUCUGGAAAUGACCAAGUCUUCUUAUGGAUGUGCGUUGAAUUCAUACAAGCCAGUUUAUACUCCUACUACUUCUACUUGCAUUCAGAGGUGGAGGCUGGUUUCGAUGGUUACCGACUGUACGGUGGCCCGAGCGACACAACGUUAACUGCAGACGUUUGUAGCUCUACUCCGGAUAUGUCAGAGUUUCACACAAUGAUCAAAACAGGUAACGAAAUGGACGCCGUCAAUGCGGUAGAAUGCCCAGAUCCGCUUCUAGGCACCUUCAUAUACAAUAUAACGGACUCCACUGGUACCUACUGCGGUGGAGUCGAUACGACAACGGUGAACGCAUGUGACGCAGCGACGGAACGUACACACGUGCACGUGGAUAACACAGGGUGUACCAGCAAAAUCCCAUUUCAUUCAACAGGCGGUCAGUUGGGAUGCAUCGUUAGCAUAGCAUCAACGGGCACUUCAUAUGCCUCCCUGUACAACCUAGAUGCCAGUCCCAGCGUACAGUUCAUUUGUGUGGUCAUCACAGAGGAGACAGAUUCGACCUACCUGAGCUACAUAGCUGGAGAUUGUGAAUCAGGUCAAACUGCCACAACGCUUUUGACGGGAGGAGCAACGAUGAUUCUAACGAAACAAGUUUCAUGUAAGCUGCGGCAGGCAAGCCAAACAUUAAAGUUUGUUAACGGUUGUGUUGUCACAUUUCCUCCUUGUUUGCAAUCCAUUAAUUAA